GGAGAAUCCGACUUCAUUAAAAAAUAAAAAAAAGUUUUGUAAUUUUGCUUUUUUUUAAGAGAGUGUGGCCACUCUGGAGACAGGUCUUCUUCUUCUUCUGCGUUUAUUCCUUUACACUUUCACCAUCUCUCUCUCUCUUGAUCUGAAUCCAAAAUUGGAUUUUGCAAUAAAUUCAACAUUGUUUUUUUUUGUAAUCGACCAACUUCAUCUUCUUCGAAUCGAGCGUGACGGUGGUGGUCAGCGACGGUAGCUAUGUCUUCGAAGACUAAAACUAGUUUGUCGGAAACUCCUCCGGGGAAAUCAUCUCCCGCAACUCCAAAAGUGGCGAGAUUGAGUAGGGCAGUGAAUAAAUCUGAGACCGCUUCUCCAAGUUCACGCCUUUCACUUGAUCGCUCUUCACCAAGUUCAAAGUCUUCUACUGUUGAGAGACGAUCACCAAAGGUCCCAACUCCACCAGAGAAAACUCAAGCGCGUGGAGCAGCGAAAGGAUCAUCAGCAGAGCCAACACAGACUCGGUUGACUCUGACUCAAAUCAAGGAAGAUCUCAAGAAAGCUAACGAGAAGAUAUCUUCACUAGAAAAGGAGAAAGCGAAAGCACUCGAUGAGCUCAAAGAAGCCAAGAAAGAAGCUCAAGAAGCAUCUCUGAAGCUGGACGACGCUUUAAAAGCUCAGGAAAACAUCGAGGUUGAGAAGUUCCAAGCUGUUGAGGAAGGGAUCGAGGCUGUUCAGAAGAAGGAAGAAGAGCUGAAGAAAGAACUCGAGAACGUCAAGAGCCAACACGCUUCAGUUACACAGGAGCUUCAAAAGGUUAAUGAAGAGUUGGCUAAGGCCAAUGAGGUUAAGAGCAAGGCUUUGAUCCAAGCAGGUGAUUCUAGUAAGACAGCUCAGCUUCAUGCGGAGAAAGUUGAGAUGUUAUCUUCUGAGUUGACACGGUUGAAAGCUCUGCUUGAUUCAUCCGAAAGUGAAAUGGUGGGUAAGCUAGAAGAGGAGAUUGAUGUUUUGAAAAGAGAUCUUGAGAAGGCGAGAACCUUUGAGUCUGAGGUGAAAGAGCAAGAGAUGAUCAUCAAGAAGCUUAAUGUUGAUCUUGAAGCUGCGAACAGCUCAUCUGAGGAGUGGAAGAGCAAAGCCAAAGAAGUGGAGUCACAGCUAGAAGAAGCUAACAAUCUAGAGAGAUCUGCGUCUUUAUCUUUGGAGUCUGUGAUGAAACAACUCGAAGGAAGCAAUGAUAAGCUGCACGAAACAGAAUCCGAACUCAUUAACCUCAAGGAGAAAAUCAUCACGUUGGAGACAACAGUCGCUAGACAGAAGGAGGAUCUUGAGGAAUCAGAAGAAGAACUGUCAAAGACCGAAAAAGAAGUAGAGAAGUUAAAGAAGGAUCUUGAAACUGUCGUUGAGGAGAAGAACCGUGCCUUAGACAAGGAGCAAGACGCUUCUUCAAACGUUCAGAGGCUAUUAGAACAGAAGAAGAAGCUUUUAGCAGAUCUUGAAACCUCAAAGGAGGAAGAGGAGAAGAGCAAGAAAGCAAUGGAGACUCUAGCUUCUGCUUUACACGAAGUUUCAAGCGAAGGAAGAGAGCUGAAGGAGAAGCUGUUAAGCCAAGGAGGAGACCAAGACUACGAAGCGCAGAUAGAGGACCUGAAGGUGGUGAUCAAAGCGACAAGCGAGAAGUACGAGACAAUGCUUGAUGAAUCAAGACACGAGAUCGAUGUUCUUGUGAGCGCGGUGGAGCAGACCAAGAAGCAUUUCGAGAGCUCGAAGACGGAGUGGGAGAUGAAGGAAGCUAAGCUUGUGGAUCACGUGAGGAAGAUGGAGGAAGAGGUUGCGUCGAUGAGUAGGUUGGAUGGUUUGUUGAAGAGGACGGAGGAAGAAGCUGAUGCUGCUUGGAAAAAGGAAGCGGAGACGAAGGAGAGUUUGAAGGAGGUGGAGGAUGAGGUUGUUUAUCUUCAGGAGUGUCUCGGGGAAGCGAAAGCUGAAAGCAUGAAGCUUAAGGAGAGUCUGUUGGAGAAAGAGACUGAGUUUGAAAGCGUGGUUCAUGAGAAUGAGGAGCUGAGGGUAAAGGAAGGUGUUGCUUUGAGGAAGAUUGAGGAGUUAUCAAAGUUACUAGAGGAAGCAAGAUUGAGCAAGGAGGAGGUGGAGGUUAGUGAAAGCGAGAAAGAGUAUGAUUUGUUGCCCAAAGUGGUUGAGUUUUCUUCUGAGAAUGGUCAUAGAAGUGUGGAAGAAGAAGCUCCACAAGAACAUAUCAUCAGCAAUGGCAAUGGUGUGGAGGAGAAAGAUAUGAAUGGAAAGCACGAGGAGGCGAAAACAGAGAUGAAAGAGAAGAAAGAAGAGUCUCCAGAUGAUGAUGAUGACAAAGAUAACUCAGUUGAAGUUAUCUUCAAGAUGUGGGAGAGUUGCCAGGUAGAGAAGAAAGAAGCUGUUCCGGACAAGAAAACAGAACUAGAGUCUCCGGAGGAAGAAAAAGAUUCAAGAAAGAUCGAUGAAAGUGAUGAAACCUCGACAGAGAAGGUGGAUGAAACCGCAGAAGAUGAGAUUGUGAUGGAGAAGAAAAUCAAGAAGAAGAAGACUCUACUUGGUAAAGUCUUCUCAAGAAGAAAGCAGCAGUAAACCUGAAAUAACAAACUCUUGGAGGUAAGGAAAAUCAUUUUAAAAGCUUAUUAUAUGUAGAAAGGAACAUACAUAUUGAUUUUCAUUUUGAUUUCCAUCAGUGUUUUUUUAUAUAUAUAUCUUUGUUGGUUAUUGAUUCUUUGCUUCUUUUCGAUUGUAACAACGAUGUUUCUCGACCUUUGUUGCUAAUGUAAAGGCUUGUCUUUUGGUUUAAUUAACUUCAGUUUA
Molecule: messenger RNA, 2832 nt
Organism: Brassica rapa (field mustard)
Lineage: Eukaryota; Viridiplantae; Streptophyta; Magnoliopsida; Brassicales; Brassicaceae
Product: WEB family protein At5g16730, chloroplastic
Biological process (GO): reciprocal meiotic recombination
Source: RefSeq, a predicted model, not a curated record